Adineta ricciae is the source of this 660-nucleotide messenger RNA. The record is from the annotation of a GenBank genome assembly. NCBI's taxonomy places the organism in Eukaryota, Metazoa, Rotifera, Eurotatoria, Adinetida, Adinetidae.
AUGUUUUCGUUGUUAACAUUGGGAUAUUUUCUAUUUAUAUUACUAAAACUUUCAUUACUAACUGCUGCAAAUAAAUCUCAUAGCUUUUGUGCAACAGAAUCUUGCGUCAUUCAGCAAUAUGAGCAAAGCAUUAUCAACGCCAUAAUGGUUCUUAUCAUCUGCUCCAUUCUCUGGUGUAUAAUUAUGUUUUAUAUUUAUGUAUUUACAAGUCAACAAAAAUCUCGAACGAACGCAACAUCUGCUAGUGUUCAUAACAGCAUCGAUUCAGCAACACAAAAUGAACCACAUGUGAAUAUAAUGUUCGAAUCAGGACAAUGGAUCAGUCGAUAUUUUCAGCGUGGUCAAUGGCAUAGAUCGUAUCUACAUAAGAUCGCUUUUGACAUGAACCAGAAUACUUUCGUCGGGUAUGGUAAUGAUGAUCUUGGACAAUUUCGAACAAUCGGACAGGUAUCACUGACGUCUUCGACUAUAAAUAUGACGCAGACCUACGUUCGCGCUCUUCACGAUAAAAAGAUGGACUUAAAACAUGAACUGACGAUUAGACUGGAAUGGAAUGAAGAACAACGCGCAUUUGUAGGUAAAUGGACGAGUGAGUCCAAUGGAUAUGAAGGAAAAGGUUCAUACGAACUGAGAAAAUUGCAGUAUCAAAUAGCAAAAUAA